AUGUCGGUUGCUAAGAUAACCCUUACACACUCUGCCAGUCAGAAUGUAGUUCCCGAAAAGCGCUUCGCUCUGACACAGUCCGUUGAGAGCAUCAAACAGAGCGCCUAUUCCCACUUCGGGACCCCGUCUGCGUACUGCCGCCUGGAGCUCUACGAUGAUCGUGGCCUUCUAAUUGAAGCAGACAUGAGCAACGAAAAAAUGUUGGGGUACUAUCAAUGCAGAGAUGGCUAUCGGAUUCAUGUUGUUGACACACAGCCUGCGGAAACCAUUUCGGCCUUCAAUGACCUUUCUAAAGUCAAGAAGUUUGAGAUUAGUGAGGAGGAGUGGCUGAAACGUGGCGAUAACGUACGUGCCUUCAAACAACAGAUGCUGGCCAGACAGCGAGCGGAAAUGGAGGCUGCUGGGGUGGCACCGACCCCCGUAGUUACACUCAACGCGGACAGCUACGAGGAAAGUGCCAAACAGAUCCAAGUUGGUAGCCGCUGCAGAUGCAAGCCUGGAGAUCGUCUUGGCGAAGUGAAGUAUGUGGGCCGUAUUGCAAAGCUGAAGCCAGGCUACUGGGUUGGUGUGCAGUUCGAUGAGCCUGUGGGGAAAUCUGAUGGCAGCGUGAAUGGGCAAAGAUUGUUUGAUUGCGCGCCACUAUACGGCGCUUUUUUGCGUCCGGAUCAAGUAGAGGUAGGCGACUUCCCUCCGGAGAACUUAUUUUCUGAAGAUGAUUAGAAUUUAAUAGCAUUAACAAAUAGGUUUUGAAAAGUUUGUCGCAGGGUUGUCUGGGAAAAAAAAUUAGAUGUCGUGCUGGAAUCAUCUUUAGCGGUUUCCUUUUCCUGCAUAUGUGAGGGCUCAACAACAAAAAA
Messenger RNA from Phytomonas sp. EM1, 854 nucleotides. The record is from the annotation of a GenBank genome assembly. NCBI's taxonomy places the organism in Eukaryota, Euglenozoa, Kinetoplastea, Trypanosomatida, Trypanosomatidae.